Symbiodinium pilosum is the source of this 1286-nucleotide messenger RNA. The record is from the annotation of a GenBank genome assembly. NCBI's taxonomy places the organism in Eukaryota, Dinophyceae, Suessiales, Symbiodiniaceae.
AUGCGGCUGACACCAAGCUAUGCAGUAUCAAGGAGGAGUUGGCACGGCGAGAAGCAGCCACAAAAAGGCUCCGCGAAAUCCUGCUGAAGCCGUGGCCCAAUGCAUCCGCAAGCGACGAGACGCUGGAGGAGCGCAUCUCCAGCCUUUCCGAUGCCGUGUCGACGGGUACGGAGUGCCGUGUUCCUCAGGGAGAUCUUGAGGCUGCAGAAGAGGCUCUUCAAGUUCUGCAGGGCCUGCAUCGCCGUGAGCAAGCGCAGCGCGCCUUGACGCAAGCCCUGGACCUCCAGGACCUCCAGGCUGCGAAGAGGGCCUACACCCAUGCGAAGGAAUGCGGAGUGUCUGAAGAGGAGUUGGUCUCCUUUGAACACCAGAUGCGCGACCUCUCGGAUGCUCUGGAGCUUGCAGAUGACAAGGAGCGGCUCAUGGAGCGCCGCGUGGCGGCAGCCGUAGAGGCCAAGAGCCAGGCAGAGCGCAUGGAAUCUUCUGCCGAAGUGGAGAAGAUGCUUGGCGAAGGCGGUGUCAUUGCGGUCCUCAGGGAUGCUAUCCAAGAGGCCAAGAAAGCGCGACUGGUAAAAAAGGGCGCGAUUGCCAGAGCAGAGGCUGUCGUGCCAGAGACCAUCGCCGACCUGAAGCGCAUCAUCGCUGAUAAGCAGUUGGCAGAGAAGCGCACUGCCGAGGAGCACCUGCGGGGCGAGGUUGAGUUGGUGCGAGAAGCAGGGAUUCUCCAUGUCGGGGUGCUGGAAGGCUUGCGCAACGCCAUUGCCGAAGCCACGCGCUUCAGCGCAGAUGUCAGGGAUGCAGAGCAGGUUCUGGCACAGCUCACGAAAGAGCUGGAGAAGUUGACCUUGGAGACAAAAGAGGCUCUUUCUCAGGCUUUUGCGGCUCGCAUCCCAGCGGACAUCAGGAAAGGCAUAUCGGCCUGUCGGCAGCUCCUGCUCAAUGAGGAGCAUGCAGGAGCCAUGACUCAGCUUCGUGGCAUCACUGAAGAGGACAUUGCAAGUGCCCGUAGUGAGCACGACCGAGAAGCUCGUAUGGCUCGGGUUGCCAUCCUGGAGCAGUUUGUGGGCAUUCUGCGGGAGAACGGUGACAAGCAACUUCGGGCAUUCCACAACGACCUUCAGGACUUGAAGGGCGCUUUGCGCGUCUUCUGCAGGGUGAGGCCUCUAAAUGGGCGCGAGAUCAAGAAGAAUGACACGAUCGCGGUUGAAAUUGUUGACGCCUUCACCGUUGCGGUCAACAAAUCUGAGACGGACAAGCAGGCUGGACCAUGGUCCAACAGCGAAUAA